This is a messenger RNA of Iphiclides podalirius (scarce swallowtail), 4539 nucleotides long. NCBI's taxonomy places the organism in Eukaryota, Metazoa, Arthropoda, Insecta, Lepidoptera, Papilionidae. The record is from the annotation of a GenBank genome assembly.
AUGGGUGUCGUAUCGAGGUUGUUUCUUGUGACCGUCUUGCUGCCUUGUGUUUGGGGGCAAGCGCAAGCAGAGUGUUUUGGUGCUGGUAGCGUGGCUGGUGCGGCUGUCGGUGCGUUCAUUGGAGCACUUUUGUUGGUCGCGGCCGCUUAUUACUUCAGGAAAUUGUAUUGGAAAUCACGCAAGGGUAAACACCUUGUACUGUCAACGGACCCGGAGUCCGUGAAAGAUGAGUUCGCCUUCGACAACCCUGGCUUCAGACAGGAUGAGAGACAGGCGUGGCGCCACGAAGCACCUACCCUCCCGCUCGGCGGGAAGACCAGCGCGCUCCAAGCGGAGUUCACGCGGCCGGAACAGAGCAAAGACGACUCUUACCUACAGCGCGCAAGGGUGCGACGCGUGAAGCUAUGGGCGCGCGACUUCACGGGAUUGGGGCUGCGCUGCGGCGGAGGCGCGCGGGAGGGGGUGCACGUGCACUCCGUGCUGAGGAGCGGGCCGGCCGCCGCGGCGAGCCUGCAACCAGGGGACAAAAUCAAAAGCAUCAAGAUCGAAUUGACCGGCACCCCGCUAGAGGACGCCGUCGCGAUUUUAUCGCUGGCGUCACCUUACCCCGUGGAGUUGGAAAUAGUCGAGGGCGGAAGGGCCAGCGGGGGUGGGUGGGCUGUCAAACAUCCCCUCCUGAAGCGAGCCGGUUCCACUGGCGACGUUUGUAUGCUUGAAAAAGAAGCGAGACUUCUGCAUCCGCCCCGAUCGCCGAACGCGUCGCACUCCAAUAACUCAACACUAGAAACUAAACAGAGUAAGGGCGGCAUUAAGAAAAUAUUGGCAGAGAAGAUCAUCACUACCACGACCCUCGAGAGGAACAAGAAAGAGAGGAAAGAGCCACCGACAACGCUAGAACGGGAAAACGAGAAGAAUCUGAAAAUGGCGGGUAAAACGAGGCAUUCCGACGUACCUCCCGGUCUAACGAAACCCGAACGGAGCAAGAACAGGCAUUCAUCGGGCAGCGAUAUACAAAUCAUUCAGCCGGAGAAUGGGAUUACUCAAUUAGAGCAGGCCGAGGUCCAGAAAAAGGACUACGACCCGAAGAGGGGAAUGAAAUUCGGCAUAAGAGUACUGCCGCCGAACGUUCCGGACGACGGCGUGUUGAAACAGAAGACCGCCGAAAACGGGAACGUGAUCCUGGAUACGAAGACCACGGAUGAGACGGACAAGGGCGAGUCGCAGCGCCCACCCGCCCAGACGAGGCGGGAAAGUGAAACGGAGAUCAAGAAGCCGGUCGUCGCGAAACGGCGCGAGAAAAUGGCCCCGCCGAUACCGAACGCGCGCGUUAAGUCCGGCGACUUGGAGAACCAGUCCGAAACUAAGACCGCGGACAGUUCGGCGUCGAGCUUCGACCGCAGCGAUCUCAAUUCGAGCGGCAUAAGGCGGGACGAGAACGGGAUACCGCAGGAGCUGCCCCCGCACAUGUACGAAGCGGCGAAAGCGGCGCGCAGCAACAGGAGGAGUUCGGCUGAUUUGGUGCCCGAAAAGGAGAGAGAGAGGGAGAGGGAGAAAGAAAAAGAGUUGCGGAAGGAAGAGAUCCCUAAGCCGGCGAAGAAAUCCAAGGGAAAAGCGCCGUCGCCUCCCGACACCGAGAGGAAUAAGAGCGACGACAGCAUCUUGGAGCGGCUGAAGAACGUAAACGAGUUCCUCACAAGCGAAAAGCAACAUUCCAGUCUUCUACAGGAUUCUUCCUUUACUUCGAACAAAUCAACCCCUUCAAUGUCAAUAUCGUACAACACUUCAACACCCAAAGCUGUUAAGACCAAAACCCCUCGACCAGAUGAUUCAAUCAACUUCAGUCAGGACGACAUAGACGAUAUAGUAACGAAGCCUUUCAAGAGAGAGAGCGACUCUUUGAACAACUUCUUCGAGGACUCCAAAUCGAACCUGUCGUCCAACCAGGACGUGCAUUCGGUGGUCUCUCUUAACAACAGCGAUAGAAGCGAGAAGGGCUCAACCACUAUCGAGCUCAACAACAGCGAUAUAACAAUACACAGUUCGCCUUUAAAUGAAACAGCUAACUCCGCGUCCGACGACACUUCACUCCUAGACGAUAACGAACGCAAAGCGGCUUCCUUGGGCGAUUUAUCCAGAUUCGAACUCAGGGUCAAGGCGAACCAACCCUCCACUGGCACUUUGGAACGGGCGCAGAGCCUAGAUAUAUCGGCCGAGGACGCCGAAAUCCAAGAGACUGUGUCGCCGAAGAAACGAAAAGCGAUGUCGGUCGUUGAAACGAACUUUUACGAUUCCGGAACUCAAGAAGCGUUGACUGAUAUGACGGAUCAGGAGAGGAGUGCUCUGUCCAAACAGAAGGAGCCGAGGCUGAGCCUGAACAUAGCUAAGACCUCGGCAAUAGAGGGUCUGAAUACAUUCCAGAGAAACCGUUUGAAAAAGGCGUCUGAGUUCGGAAAUUUGGAAGACGCUAUUGUCAAAGGAUCAAACUGCUCCGUAGACUCCGAUAAGGAGACAGGAGAAGUGGCUAAGAGAAAGAUGAACAAAGAAAUGGGCAUAUUACAAGAGAGUGAAACUCAUGAGACCUCCGACCACUUAGCGAGGAGGAUAAUGGACGAAAACCUAAAAGUCCAUUUCAAACUUGUCUCAGAAUUCGCGAAAUCUACUUCGGACGGUAGCAACAUGAGCUCGUUAGAGAACCAAGAAGCCCAAGCUAACACCGAAAAUAAAUCUUCACCAUCAAAAUACCAAGAAAAGAUGAAUAUGAACUACGACACUAACAUUCCUGAUGACCUUAAGAUGUCUCGCAACACCUACGCAAACAGUUUGGAGAGGCCUAAAUCUGAUAUGAUGAAGAAACUUCUCGCAAAGAACCCAAUCUUCAACGUUCAUAUUGAGCAAACACAGAAACACGAAGCAACUACCAGUAAAGAUUCGCCCAUGACGGAUUCCUACAAGUCCUCCAUGCACCAACCGGACAUUGUCAACUUCGAUCUAAAGUCGUCCGACCCCAAAGCUAAAGACUACGACGAGUUCGUGAGCAACAUUAGGGUUGGCUCGAAUAAUAACAGCUUGAAAAUGACUAAGAAACCUCAAGAAACUCCCUCGCAAUGGUCGGAAACCAAAGAAGCGCAAACUAGUAACGUCGUCACUAUUUCCACGAACGAGAAAAAUAGCGCGCCCGAGACCAACAGGAAAUCCUACACAAAAUCAAUUGAGAUCGGCGAACCGACGAUGAGGAUUGUUCCGGACGUGAUAGAAGGCACCAAGGGUCGAUCUGAACACAAGGAGAACAGAACUUUGUACAUGGAGCCUGGAAACGUGUCUCUGACCAUGACCCAAGAGCCGGUCCAAAAAACAGUCACGGUAAACGUAACAGAAGACGAGUUUGGAAACAAAGUUAUCACGCAGAACGUGGAAAAGUUUUCUACUCAGUACAUCACUUCCAGAACAGAGGCUCCUCUGCAAGUCGAGCAGAUCACCUUCGGUAUCGCCAGAAACACGACAAACGUCGACGAGCUAAAUUUGGAGGAAGGCAACGUCAAGGAUAUCGAUAGGAAAUUUCUGGAAGAGAUCAAACGCCAGAACCCCAAUAUCCAUUUCACAUCGGAUGAGCCUUCUUACACAAGGACGGAAACCAUCAUACUGAAUACGACCGAAAUGGACGAGGAGCAAGCGAAAGCCUUGAUGCAGAAACUGCAGAACGAUCCGAGCUUCAUGGCGCAGAAAACUCCAGAAGAACUAUCGAAAAUGGGGAUCAGAAUUGUCCAGGAUUUGGAGGAUGAACGCACAACAAGCCAGGAUUCUGUAGAAAUCUCCAAGACUCGAUACUCCAUAAACCCUGGUUCGAUGCCGAUUGCACAAAAACACACAAAAGCCGAAGACUCAGAGCAGAAGGAGCACAUAACGGAAAUCCAAGUCGUCACACCGCGGACUGAGAAGACCAAACAGGCGAAAGAGGAAACGGUCAAAGACAAAAUCUCUAGUAGGCAGAGAGCACCGACUUACGAAGAGCCAGCGCUGUCUUACGAACUCGACAUUGAGCUGCUGAUCGACUUCAUUUUAAACGAAAGGCAUCACACGGCGAAAGCGCUCAACGAACGGAAACCGUCCAAAAGCGAACCAAAGAAGAGGCACUCCGACUACGAUCUACCGCGGAACAGCCACAUAAAAUUCCGGACGGCGACCUACGAAUCGCCCAAGGGCACGAUAGUGACGAGCACCGACCUGGAGAACCGGCGACUGUCCCAGCUGGACCAGCUGGCGUUGAGGGCCACCGACCAGGUGUCGAGCCAGAAGCCCGCGAUAUCCGCCAAGCCCAGCAGCAUACCGGUCAAGCUGUCUGACAAGCAGAAAGCCAAUUCGCCGGUGUCGUCCAAAAUACCCGUCUUCGCGACGGUCAAAUCUCACAGCCAAGAAAACCUAUCAGACAGGGGAUUCUCGUUACCAAGGUCCCCACCGCCUGGCUUAAGCUCCAGCUCAGGGAACAUAUCCGUAACAUCCAUCAUAAAAUCAAGCUCCAAAAGUCCAAGCGGGGGUCUACUC